AUGGCGACUUUAAAGCCACCGGAAUCUCAAUUACUGAAAACCCUUACAUCAAUCCUCACGUCGGAGAAAUCCCAUUUCCUCGAAACCCUAAACCCCUACAUCCCUCAAAUCACUCAGCCUCUCCUCUGCUCUCUCCUCUCUUCUCCUUCACUCGCUAAGAGACCCGAAACACUCGUCUCUUUCUUCCAUUGGGCUCAGACUUCAAUCCCCGAAGCAUUCCCCUCCGAUUCGCCUCUUCCCCUUCUCUCCGUCGUCCGUUCUCUUCUCUCCCACCACAAAUUCGCCGACGCCAAAUCACUUCUCGUCUCCUACAUCCGAACCUCCGAUGCAUCACUCUCUCUCUGCAACUCUCUCCUCCACCCGAAUCUCCAUCUCUCUCCUCCACCUUCCAAAGCUCUCUUCGACAUUUCCCUCGGCGCGUAUCUUCAAGCCGGGAAGCCUCACGUCGCGUUACAGAUCUUCCAGAAGAUGAUUCGUUUAAAGCUCAAACCGAAUCAUCUCACUUGCAACACUCUUCUCAUCGGUUUAGUCAGGUACCCUUCUAGCUUCUCUCUCUCGAACGCUAGAGAAGUGUUUGAUGAUAUGGUCAAGCACGGUGUUUCGCUAAAUGCGAAGACUUUCAAUGUGUUGAUUCAUGGGUAUUGCUUAGAAGGAAAGCUCGACGACGCAGUAGCAAUGAUAGAGAGAAUGGUUAGUGAAUUCAAGGUGAAUCCUGAUAAUGUCACCUACAACACGAUUUUGAAAGCAAUGUCAAAGAAAGGGCGUUUGAAUGAUGUUAAAGAGUUGUUAUUGGAUAUGAAGAAGCAUGGAUUGGUGCCAAAUAGAGAUACUUACAAUAACUUAGUGUAUGGUUACUGUAAACUUGGCUCGUUGAAGGAAGCAUUUCAGAUUGUGGAGCUGAUGAAGCAGACUAACAAUUUGCCUGAUCUUUGUACUUACAACAUGUUGAUGAAUGGGCUGUGCAAUGGUGGAAGUGUAAAGGAAGCGCUUGAGUUAAUGGAUGAGAUGAAGGAACUGAAGUUACUGCCUGAUGUGGUUACUUACAAUACACUGAUUGAUGGGUGUUUCGAAUUGGGGCUUAGCUCCGAGGGUAUGAAGCUAAUGGACCAGAUGGAGAAUCAUGGAGUGAAGCCUAACCAAGUGACUCACAACAUAUCUCUGAAGUGGCUUUGUAAAGAAGAGAAGAUGGAAGAGGUGACUAGAAAGUUUAAGGAAUUGGUGGAAGUGCAUGGCUUUGCUCCUGAUAUCGUUACUUACCAUACUCUAAUCAACGGUUAUUUGAAAGUAGGAGACUUGAGUGGUGCUCUUGAGAUGAUGCGUGAGAUGGGGAAGAAAGGGAUCAAGAUGAAUACUGUCACUCUCAAUACCAUUGCUGAUGCUCUGUGUAAAGAGAGGAAAGUCGAUGAAGCUCGGAGUUUACUGGAUAGUGCGGUCAAGCGAGGGUAUAUUGUUGACGAGGUUAGUUACGGCACGUUGAUCACUGGAUACUUCAGGGAAGAAAAGGUUGAGAAAGCUAUGGAGAUGUGGGAGGAGAUGAAGAAGAUGAAGGUUAUACCUACUGUGAGCACUUUCAACUCUGUGAUCGGAGGUCUCUGUCACAAUGGGAAAACAGAGUUAGCGAUGGAGAGAUUCGAUGAGCUUGCUGAGAGUGGUUUGCUUCCUGAUGACACUACUUUCAAUUCGAUCAUCCUCGGAUACUGCAAAGAAGGAAGAGUCGAGAGAGCGUUCGAGUUCUACAACGAGUCCAUCAAACACUCUUUCAAGCCUGAUAACUAUACAUGCAACAUUCUUCUCAACGGUAUUUGUAAAGAAGGUAUGACAGAAAAGGCUCUGAAUUUCUUCAAUUCCCUUAUAGAGGAGAGAGAUGUCGAUACGGUUACAUACAACACGAUGAUCUCGGCGUUCUGCAAGGAGAGGAAGUUGAAAGAAGCGUUUGAUCUUCUUACGGAGAUGGAGGAGAGAGGACUAGAGCCUGAUCGGUUUACAUACAAUAGUAUUAUCACUACACUUAUGGAGGAUGGUAAGGUGAGUGAAGCUGAAGAAUUGAUGGAGAAAGUUUCUGGAAAGUUUGGAUCUUUGAAGGCAGAGACAGAGAAGAAUGCAACAAUAGGAACUGAAUCAAAAGAGGAAGCUAACAGUGAGGCUAUUGCAUACUCUGAUGUUAUAAAAGAACUUUGUAAUAGAGGAAGGUUAAAGGAACAAUCUAGAUCUUACACAGGUUGA
This is a messenger RNA of Microthlaspi erraticum, 2223 nucleotides long. The record is from the annotation of a GenBank genome assembly. NCBI's taxonomy places the organism in Eukaryota, Viridiplantae, Streptophyta, Magnoliopsida, Brassicales, Brassicaceae.